Saimiri boliviensis boliviensis (Bolivian squirrel monkey) is the source of this 819-nucleotide messenger RNA. It is a transcript of the gene SUSD3, whose product is annotated as sushi domain containing 3. Gene Ontology annotation, cellular component: plasma membrane. NCBI's taxonomy places the organism in Eukaryota, Metazoa, Chordata, Mammalia, Primates, Cebidae. The record is from RefSeq and is a predicted model, not a curated record.
GCCGGGCUCACUGCCCCGGGAGGCCCCGCCAAGCGCCGCGGAGCGCCCAGGAUGCGCGGGGCAGCCGCCACCCUCCGUGGCAAGGCGAGGCGCCGGGGGCGGGCCGGGGUCACCACGUCUGCCCCAGGGAACCGCACAGGCACCUGCGCUCAGCUGCGGCUGCCCCCGCAAGCCACCUUCCAAGUCCUUCGUGGUGAUGGUGCUUCCGUGGGGACCGUGCUCAUGUUCCGUUGCCCCUCCAACCACCAGAUGGUGGGAUCUGGGCUCCUCACCUGCACCUGGAAGGGGAGCAUUGCUGAGUGGUCUUCAGGGUCCCCAGUGUGCAAACUGGUGCCGCCGCAUGAGACCUUUGGCUUCAAGGUGGCCGUGGUCGCCUCCAUCGUGAGCUGCGCCAUCAUCUUGCUCAUGUCCAUGGCCUUCCUCACCUGCUGCCUCCUCAAGUGCAUGAAGAAGGGCGAGCAACGGCGCUCUAACAGGUCAGCCCAGCUGUGGUCCCAGCUGAGAGAUGAGGACUUGGAGACAGUGCAGGCCGCAUACCUGGGCCUCAAACGCUUCAACAAACCCACGAGCGGGCCCAGCCAGGCACACGACAACCACAGCUUCACCACAGACUAUGGUGAGAGCACCAGCAAGCCAGCCAGUGUGACCUGCAGCGUGGACAAGGACCCCAGGAUCCCCAGACCUCUGAGCUUCAUUGGCUCCCCCAGCUCACCCCAAGCCCAGGUGAUGGUGCACAUGGCGAACUCCAGGCGGCCCCUGCCUGCCUCUGGUCUGACCACAGGAAUGCAACGAUAGCCUGCAGCAUAUGCACUAGGGUGA